Cooperia oncophora is the source of this 264-nucleotide messenger RNA. The record is from the annotation of a GenBank genome assembly. Lineage: Eukaryota; Metazoa; Nematoda; Chromadorea; Rhabditida; Trichostrongylidae.
AUGACACUAUGGAAUGAGCAGCCAUUGAAUGUUGAAAAGGGACAUGUAAAACUGGUUGAUCCUAAUGAUAACGAGCCCUGUGAUGCGAAGUGGGUGCUGAAUGACGCUGGUGAUGAAUACAUUCGUAUCUCGUUACGAUCUGGCUUCGAAAUUCCAGUUCCUAGUCAAGCAAGAGUUACUUAUGAGUAUCUCUUACCAGAGAAGUACAUUGAAUGGAGGAGAAUACCCGGUCUGCUCUGGUCUGAGAAGUAUAUGCCCGAAUGA